Molecule: messenger RNA, 10374 nt
Organism: Pseudopodoces humilis (Tibetan ground-tit)
Lineage: Eukaryota; Metazoa; Chordata; Aves; Passeriformes; Paridae
Product: serine/threonine-protein kinase PAK 3
Biological process (GO): protein phosphorylation
Molecular function (GO): ATP binding; protein serine/threonine kinase activity
Source: RefSeq, a predicted model, not a curated record
CGGCGGGGGACGGGCGGGGCGGCGAUGAGCGGCGGCGGCUCCAGGUAACCCCGGCCGGGCGGCAGUGAGCGACCGCGGCUCCAGGCCUGAAGGCAAAGCUCUAGAGAACAACACCUGGUCAAUGGCUGCCUGUGGUUCAGUGUUAUCUGCAGUUACAGGUGGAGGAGGCUGUGAGGGCUGCUGAAGAUGUCUGAUAGUCUAGAUAUUGAAGAGAAACCUCCAGCUCCACCAUUGAGAAUGAACAGCAACAAUCGUGAUUCUUCAGCACUGAACCACAGCUCAAAACCACUUCCUAUGGCCCCUGAGGAGAAGAACAAGAAAGCCAGACUGCGCUCCAUCUUUCCAGGAGGAGGGGAUAAAACCAACAAGAAGAAAGAGAAGGAACGUCCUGAGAUCUCUCUUCCUUCAGACUUUGAACACACCAUUCAUGUGGGAUUUGAUGCCGUCACUGGAGAAUUCACAGGCAUUCCAGAGCAGUGGGCCAGGCUACUACAGACCUCCAACAUAACAAAACUGGAGCAGAAGAAGAACCCACAGGCUGUUCUAGAUGUUCUCAAAUUUUAUGAUUCAAAAGAAACAGUUAACAACCAAAAAUACAUGAGUUUUACAUCAGGAGAUAAAAGUGCCCAUGGAUACAUAGAAGCUCAUCCAUCGAGCACAAAAACAGCAUCAGAACCUCCUCUGGCUCCCUCUGUGUCUGAAGAAGAGGAUGAAGAUGAUGAAGAGGAGGAAGAUGACAAUGAACCUCCACCUGUUAUCGCCCCACGGCCUGAACACACAAAAUCAAUCUACACACGCUCUGUUAUUGAACCUGCCGCUGCACCAGCACCAGCUAAAGAAGCCACCACUCCCCAGCCUGAAAACUCAAACACAAACACUCUGUACAGAAACACAGACCGGCAGCGAAAAAAAUCCAAGAUGACAGAUGAGGAGAUCCUAGAGAAACUGAGGAGCAUUGUGAGUGUGGGAGAUCCUAAGAAGAAAUACACUCGAUUUGAAAAAAUUGGCCAAGGGGCUUCAGGAACUGUUUAUACAGCAAUUGACAUUGCCACAGGACAAGAGGUGGCCAUAAAGCAAAUGAAUCUCCAACAGCAGCCCAAAAAGGAACUAAUUAUCAAUGAAAUCCUGGUCAUGAGGGAAAAUAAGAAUCCUAAUAUUGUUAACUAUUUAGACAGCUACCUUGUUGGUGAUGAACUGUGGGUGGUGAUGGAAUACUUGGCUGGAGGCUCUUUAACCGAUGUUGUCACCGAGACAUGUAUGGAUGAAGGACAGAUAGCUGCUGUCUGUCGGGAGUGCCUACAAGCCCUGGAUUUCCUUCAUUCCAACCAAGUGAUCCACAGAGACAUCAAAAGUGACAAUAUUCUUCUUGGGAUGGAUGGAUCUGUCAAAUUGACUGAUUUUGGCUUCUGUGCUCAGAUCACCCCUGAGCAGAGUAAACGGAGCACAAUGGUGGGGACUCCUUACUGGAUGGCACCAGAAGUUGUAACAAGAAAAGCAUAUGGCCCUAAAGUGGACAUCUGGUCACUUGGGAUCAUGGCAAUAGAAAUGGUGGAAGGAGAGCCUCCUUACCUUAAUGAAAAUCCUCUCAGGGCACUGUAUCUGAUAGCUACAAACGGGACACCAGAGCUGCAGAAUCCAGAGCGACUCUCAGCUGUGUUCCGAGACUUUCUUAACUGUUGCCUGGAGAUGGAUGUGGACAGGCGAGGGUCUGCCAAGGAACUUCUGCAGCAUCCAUUUUUAAAAUUAGCCAAGCCGCUCUCAAGCCUGACUCCUCUGAUCAUUGCAGCGAAGGAAGCAAUUAAAAACAGCAGCCGCUAGCACUGCAGGUCGGCUUUCUGCCCUGCCAGCUCGGAGCAGGACUGAGAACACAAACUCUGUAAAAACUCAACUCUCAUGCUGCAGGACAGAUGGAUGGAUGAACAAACCAACAGUCACAGUCAUGGUGGUAGGAUCACCCCAGUUCCUCGAGGAGUAAAAAAUUAUCAUUUGUCUUCUUCCUGCUUUCCAGCUCCUUAAUUUAUUUUUAAGAUGAAUCGGGGCUAAGGACAGAGAGGUAAUGACAGAAAAUGCUUUGCUGCCUCAGUCAUUUCCAAGGUAAAGCAAAUUCAGCUGGAAGAUUGCCUUCCUUCUCACCCUGUGAAUAAUCUGUACAUUCACUUUUAAAUUGUCAGUUCUUUCUUAAUGAUGGAAAGUUGUGUUUAUGGGGUUUCUGGUAUGGCUUGGAAUUGGAGAAGGGCAAUUCUUCAUUCAUCAGCUCCAGACUGCCUUUUGAAUAUGGCCCAUUUGCCAGUUUUUGCCCAGCUGUGGUACUUCUACAUGAGGAAGAAAGUGCAAUUGCAUUUCCAACCAAAAAGGAAUGAAGAGUGGGACAGACAAAACAUCCCACGGAGAUACAGGUGUUCAGCUGGGACUGUGUAAUGAUUCGGUCCUUGCCAAUUGGAUUUGUACCCCUAACUGCAAUCUCUUUGCCCAGGUGAGAGUCUUAUUCAGCUGAAACAGCAGAAAAAUCAGUCAGUGUGCUCAGAACAGGUUUGUCUGAUGCAAAGCUGUCAGAGCAAUUUGAGGGGAGAGUGGGCCCAGCUGUGCCCAGGCCUGAGCCCCCAGCAGAGCCCUGGCAGAGCCCAAAGCAGCCUGAGCAUUGGCAGAGCCAGACUGGAAGGAGGCACUGGUAGCGACAAGUGGCAGCAGCCUGGCUGUGGGUACCUCUUCCUGGGACAGGACUAAUCCUCCCGUCUCUGAGCCAAACUGGGUGGGGACUGUUCUCCAGGGAAAUUGUGUCCAAGCUGAGAAAUGCACAGCCUGGUGGGAUUUGCCAUCCUGAAUCUCUGCAGGAGUAGAGAAGAGCUAACAGAGCAGAGCGGUGGUGUCACUUCUGAGAGUGCCUGUUCUUCUCCCAUCUGUCUUGUAGCUCCUGGGAAAAGUUCAUAGUGUCUGUGGAAUUCUUGGCAGAGGGGGAGGGGACCAGGCUGCUCUGCAGGCUCCUGCACAGGUGAGCAUCCUUUAGGCACAGGAGUUCUGCCCUGGGAACCAAAGCUGAUGUGAGGAACAACCUGCAGUUCCGAUCUGCAGAAGCCAAUGCAGCAGCCAGCUCUGGAAGAAAGCACCUUAAAACCUGGAGUUGUGCACUGAGCAAGAACAAAAGUGUGAAAUGCAGGUGGAUUGCAGAAUUAGUUGGAGGCACCAGGCCAGCCUGCUUUCUGCUGUCUUACAUAUGGCAAGCACUGCGCAAUGAAGCUCUUGAGUUGCUGCAAAAGAUUUGCCUGAUGUUGGGGAUGUUUCUGAGGAUUGUGCUUGACAAGUCAGCAGAUUUGGAAUGGAGCAGAAUACUUUCAGUAUGCAAUUUGUGUUUUAUUUAUUUAUUUCUGAAAGACAGUGUGGCUUCACUCAGUAAAAGCAUUUUAUUGGCAUACUUGUUGCUGUAUUUUAGAGUACAACUAAUGCAAGACCUUCAAAACUGAUGCAGCUGAAGCAACAUGCACCCACUGAGCAAAAGAUCCCCACAAGUAAAACAGCUUUCUGCUAUAGAUCUUCAUGUUGGCCUGGUCCUGCAAAGGGUUAAAUAGCCUUUAAGCCACUCACUGCCUUCAUGUCUGGCCAGCAGUAAUGAAGGAUGCUUGGGGCUGUUCUUGAAUCAGGCCAGGAGCAUCCUGUUUAGUUGCAGUCUUUGUGUGGCAAAUGUCCUUACUUCUGCUACCUUCGCUCACACUGGCCAUCACAGUGUCCUUGGCAAAGGCAACAGGGAGAGGCAACCCUCCUUGAGUUACCACAGCUAAGUAGAAAUUAACUUCUCAUCAUUUCCUGGGGAGCACAACAUCUGAUUUUUCAGAUGGCCAAAUAAUACGUCAAGGCGAGCAGCUCCGGUUUCCUGAACUGGGGGAACAUCAGGAGGAGCUGAGGGAGCUGCCAGGAGCCCACAGCUGGAGUGACAGUGAUUGACAGGUCCUGCACCAAUGGCUCCCAAGCUUUGCACCUAUAAAAGAAGCCCCUGGGGAGUGGAAGCGGCCAGGACAGGCAAAUAGGCCAAAUAGCAGAUGGUGUAGAAAGGUGUGCAGGAAGGUGCCAGCUUGACCAGAGAGCAAUGGUGUCCACCCAACAGAAAGCCAUGGCUUCUCUAAGCUCUGCACCCACCACAACCCAUGCAGUGGCCCAGAUAGAGCUAUGGUGGGAUCAUGCUGCUAGCCAGGCAGUUUGUGCAGCUGCAGACUGUGCCCUGCUCUUAGGCCAGUCCUGGAGGCAGCAGCAUGAGUACAGCUGUGGGACAUGUGCCCAGGGAGAGGAGCUCCUCCGCUUUGGGCCUGAGCUGCAGCAGGAGGUGAAUAGGGGCAGGAGUGUCCAAAUUCACUGAGCCCCUUUCCAUCAUUUACCAGUAGUCCUAGCUAAGGGGGAGAUCCCAGAUUAUUGGACUACAGCAAAUAUGACAUCGAUCUACACAAAGACCUGGAAGGAUGAUCUUGAGAACUACAGGUCUGUCACCCUGACCUCAGUGAUGGGAAAAGUCAUGGAGCGGAUCAUCUGGAGUGCCAUCACAUGGCACAUACAGAGCAACCACGGGAUCAGGCCCAGCUAGUGUGGGUUUGUGAUAGGCAGGUGCUGCCUGACCAGCCUUAUCUCCUUUUAAAACAGCAUAACCUGCCUAGGGCAUGGUGGGAAAGGCUAUGGAUGUGUCUACUUGGAAUUUAGUAAAGCCUGUGUCAGUGUUUCCCACAGCUUUCUCCUGGAGAAAUUGGCUGCUCAUGGCUUGGAUGGGUACACUGUUCUCUGGGUAAAAAAACUGGAUGGAUGACUGGGCCCAGAGAGUCAUGGGGAAUGGAGUCACAGCCAGCUGGGGCUGUCAGUUGUGGUGCACCAGGGCUGGGUACUGGAGCCAGUUGUGUUCAAUAUCUGUAUCAGUGAUCUAGACGAGGGGAUCGAGGGUAUUCUUAGGUAACACCAGGCUAGGGUGGAGUAUUGAUCUGCUGGAGGACAGGAAGGCUCUGCAGAGGGAUCUGGACAGGCUGGAUUGCUGCUCCAAGGCCAGUUGGAUGAGGUUCAACAAGGUAAAGUGUCAGGUCCUGCACUUGGGUCACAGCAACCCCCUGUAGCUCCAGGCUUGGAAAAGAGCGGCUGGAAAAUGCCUGGUGGGAAAAGACCUGGGAGUGCUGGUUGAGAGCAGCUGAACAUGAGCCAGCAGUAUACAACUGCCUGAAAGAGAUUAGAGCAAUGGAGGAAUCAGUCUCUUCUCCCAAAUAACAAGCUUUGGGACAAGAGGAAAUAGCUGCAAGUUGCACCAAGGAAAGUUUAGAUUGGAUAUAGGAAGAAUCACCAAAAGGAUGGUCAAGCAUUGGAACAGGCUGUGCAGGGCAGUGCUGGAGUCACCAUCUCUGAAGGUAUUUAAAAGAUUUGUAGAUGAGGCACUUGGGGACCGGUUUAGUGCUGGAUUUGGCAGUGCUGGGUUGAUGGUUGGACUUGAUGAGCUCAGAAGUUUUUUUCAACCUGAACAAUUCUGUUCUGUUUAGAAGACUUUGUGAGGUCCCAUUUUUGUCUGUCAGCUCAAGAUCUGUGUCUGUAGGAGAAGCUUCCUUGCAAAAGAGUAAUUUGGGCUGCCCUCAAUGUGUAAAACAUUCAAGAUGACACAUGUUUGUAUUCCUGUAAGAAGUGAAGAAGUGAGUGACGGUUUCUGUUCCCAGUAUAUCUUUUAUUUUUUCAUAUCCACAAAAGAACAGACAGUCAUCCUUUUAAAGGAAAGCACUUUGUAAUGGCAAGUGUUCGCUGGACAUACAGUCUAAAUACUUCUGUCAACAAACUAGUCUAUUUGAUUGGGUAAGGGGGGGAAUUCCCUAUUUAUUUCCUUUACCUAUAAGUAUUUCAGCAUAUGUACUUAAAAAAAAACUCCACCACCACAACUUUCCAGAAGACAGCAGGUAUGAAAAAUAAGGAAAUCAAAUGGUAGCUUUUUCCUCUGAUCAGUGUAUGCCUCAGGAUACAGAAUAUUGUUGCCACUGCCUUGUUAAAGACAGACACUCUCCUAAGAGGCCUUACUUUUUAUUUUAUUAAAUAUUAUAUUCCUUUUUCUUUCCAUCAGCAAAUCUUUGGGUUUGAGAUUUUUCUUUUAAAACAAAUUCCUGGGAAGCAGACAAGAUUCAGUAGACAUAAUCUCUGCCAGUGGCUGAUUUCAGCAUGGACUAGAUUUGCCUAGUGGAGACUGUAUGACAUGCAGGGAACAUACCUCCAGUAUCCCUGUGGCUCUGUGCCUGGGACAGUCUCUGGUGCUGAUUCACACUCCCUAAUACUGAAAGAUGGGAGCUGUGUUUGUAUCCGCCCAGCCUGUAUAUUAAAUGUAGAAAAGACACAGGUACUUUUAAAAAACCCAACAUAAACCCACAAAAACCCAGUCCUGAGGGAGUCAAGUCUUGUACAUUAUUUUCAGGCUCACAGAGUAUAUUAAGAUUGACAUUAAGCGUAUUAGCAUUGCCCUUGCUGAAAGGAAAGAGACAAAUACUAUAAAAUCUCUGGAGCAACCUCGAGUUUUCUGACUGCUAUCCUCAGAUCAAGCAAUUAGUUAUACAUAUUUUUGAAGUAUUAGAAAUAGUCUGUUUCUAUUGCAAAAUGAAAACUAAAUGUUUCAGACACUUUUAUUCCAAGGUUUUAAAGGAUUGGUUAAUUGUCUUAAUUUUUAAAUUAAACAGUGAAAUACCCUGUCCAGGAACUUGACUAUGAUUCCCAUCCCUGCAAUGAAGACGUGAAAAUGAGCCAGUAGCUCACUGUGGUUUAAAUGUGUUUUGGGACAGAAGCAUGGUUGCAGUAAAGUCAGGGAAGUUUGAGAAGUACGGAAAAGUUUAUUUAUUUAAGAAAAAAAAAUAAACAUACCUAUGUGAAAUUCCAUACAGCUCCUGCAUGCACUCCUGGGAACCUGCAUGGGAUGGAUCUUACAGUGCUCUCAGGGUUGGAUCCCAAACUUGGGCUGGGGUUACAUUCUCACUUCUUGUGUCCUGUGCUUUUGUAAAUAUAUGUGUAUUUAUUCUUCAUCUUUGGUUAGUGGUUGGCCACUCCACUACACACAGAAGAACUCAAGGGUUUGUGCUGAGUUUCUUUGAGGCUAGUGGCUGCACUUUGAGUCAGUCCUUCCUGUGUCCUGCCACCAAAAAUUAAGCACAUUUCAGUCACCAUGAGAAGGGAAGUACCUGUCUCCUGUCCUUUAGUUGUAGGAAAUGUCACCAUACUCUAUUGUCCAUACAGCAGUUAUUUCCAGUAUAUAAUCCUUGGUGUGGCUACUGACUAUUCCUCACACUGAGCAUGUAAAUAUUUGUAUUUCUCAGUCCAGUCCUGAGCAAAUCAAGUGAACAAAGAGCCAGAGAGAGCCCUGUGACAUCUGCCAUUAAAGGCAGGAGCCAGUGUUUCUUUGCUUGACACCCAGGACAUGCAUUCUAGUGCCAGCUUUGCCUUGCUAAGUGCUACCAAGUCAGUGCUCCAUACACCUUCCUGGUGUUCCUGUUCCCUCUUGGAUCAUUCAUUCAUGUCCAGAUAGGCAGCAACUUAAUGAUGGCUUGAUGAAGACCUAUAAAUGUAAGUGUUCAUUUCCUUUUUUUCUCCCCCUCUCCUCUCCCCAUACCAGGUAAGUAUUUCCAAUUUUGUCCCAAAUUUUCAGGAAGCAGACAAAGGACAACCUAUCUUUCAAGAGAAACCAUCCAAGCUUUUUUUGAGUGUGAUUUGCACUUCAGGGAUCUUUAAAACUUCUCUUUGCUCACGUCUGUCCUUGAACUGGCAGGGUAAUUUUAUUUUUCUCACUGAAACUUGCAGAAUGUCACUCAUCCGUCUCUUUGGAUGCAGUUUAGAGCUGGUUGCCAUAAUCCUAGGUGUGCAUUGUGCCUGCAAACCAUCACUGGCUAGAGCCUACCAACAGUUGCAUGUACCUUUGGUUACAAGAGUUAUCUCAAAAGAAAAAAAGGUCUUAUAGUAAAGAGGAGGGAUGUCCAUAUGCUCUAUAUGGGUGCCCUUUGGGCUGCCAUGUGGGCACAAGCCUGCAAACCUUGUUCUUGCUGCUUAGCAAUUCCAUUAGGCAAGCACUUGAGUUCUGCGAGAAUCUGACCUUGACUGAGGAAGCUGGGAGCGAUAUCAUUAGUUAAAGUUGAUAAUACUGGAAACUGCUAAUUUAUUUAAUAGCCUGUGAUCACAGUGGCUUUGCCCUGCACAGUUUUCAAGCAGAUCAGACAUCAACUUCAGCACCUGUGUGUAAGGUACCUUCUGCUCUGUUUGGUGGCACAAAGUUCGCAGCUGCUGGAGGCUUGUGAGCAAUGCUUGCCUUGCCCAACUUAGGUAUGGAGCCAAAAGGAGCAUGGUUAGGCACCGUGGCCUGAGUUGGCAGCCAUGAAUGCAGGUCAGAAGAGCCGUCAGACACGUGUGCACACCUUUGAAUUACAACUCCUUGGUGUUACAUGUUUGUGGAUGCCAGCCACUAAAACAGCUCCUGACCAUGGCAUCCAGAGGUCUUUUCCAACAUAAAGUAUUCUACAGUUCUGUAACUCUAUCUGCUGGAUUCAGCUAGGUCCAUGUUAGCUACUUUAGUUUCAUCCAGUUUUCUCUUGGUCAGCUCUUGUGGCCUAAGGCUUUGGCUGCUUUAGCUCCUAGUGCUGAGCUGCUCAUGCCAAAUGAUACAACUCAGAGAGAAUAUAUUUCAUCCAAUUUCUUCUAGAACACUGAGAGGGUGAGUGUGUGAAAACACAAGUAUUGUUUAUAUGUAACCUCCUUUCUGCCCUUCAUGCCUCUCAGGUGUUUGAAACAUGAAAGAGCUUUUCUAAAGAGUGAAAUGAAGCAAUGUGUUACUUCUCCCAGGUCUUGCCCAUUCCAGUCUCUGCACUUGACUAGUUUUGUCCGUCUUUCUUUGUUUGUGCCCUUUGCUCCCCAUGUGCUCAGUGGCUCCUACCCAAGACUGUGUAACUGGCCCAAAUAAAGUGGUUGAGACCCUCAUUUCUCUGUCCUUUGAGCUGCCUGGUCACAGCAGACUUUUUAUACAGAAACUCGAUAUGGGGAGGGAAUCUCCACCUCCAUUCCUUGCAAAAUCUCCAGGAGCCCAGGGCCUGCCAUCUGAAGUCAGAUGCAUUGAGGGCUCCCAGAUGCCUCAGACUGGUGUGACACCACUGCAAAUGGGAGGGAAUAAUGGCAGGAAGUUGUUUUGAAAGGUCUGUUUGCUGUGUCACACUGUGUGGGUCCAGCACUGCCCCAGGCUUAGGGAUCAAAUUCAAGCACUAUUGCUGCUCCUUCUGGAGUCAGUGAGAAUUUGGUUGUUGCUUUCAAUGACAGCUGAACUGGUCACUGAAACAGCAGGUGCUGACAGUGCCCCAAGUCCCAGGGCUGGAUGGUUCCCUUGGCUGCCUGAGUGGGAGGGAGCUGCCACUUUUUCUCACUCUGCCUCACAAAAAACUGUGCUGGUCACAAGUGGGUCAGCACAGCAAACAGGCAGCCUGUCAGUCUAUUCCAUCCUUGGCUCUUGAGAUUUUUCACCUUUAAGCUUAGCUGUACAAAGGCAACUGAUUUUGGUCCAUCUGUGUAUCCCCAUGUUAAUGCUGAUAAAUCCAUCUGUAGCACAGCAAGGGGAUUUGCCUUAGCCCUUCAGUGCGAGGAGCUGCCUGGUUCUGCCUUUAGCAGGUCUGCCAGUGGGAAGGGAGCUGCUCCACAGGGGAAUAAGGAGCAAAGGACCAUAGCACCUCCUUCUUGGGCAGAGCCCAAAUUCUGUGGGGGAAUGUUAACAGAGUUAUUCUCAUGCGCUGGUGCAUCAGCAUUGCAGGUGCUGUGCCUGCAAACACAUGAUUUGAGAUCUGCAAAAGAAUUCUUCAACUCUUGACUAGAUCAGGAUAUCACCAGUGCUAAACUCCGGUUUAGUUAAAAGCAACCAGUUUACACCUAUGCUGGUGUGUGAUAGAUUUUUUCCUUCAGGGUAUCCAGACAAAAGUAAACAGAGGAGGAGCCUACAUUUUCAUUGUUUAUCAGAAAUGUAUCUCAUUUUGCUGUACAUUCCUUUUUUAGGACGUGUUUAUCUGUUUAAAAAAAAAAUAAAAAAAAAAUAAAAAACAGAAAAAAAUAUUAAAGAGAAAAACAAUAAACAAAUGUGUAGUGAAAAAUCUUCUGUAACUUUGGAUUAAGAGGUAACUGAUCUUUUUAAAAAGAGAACUAAGUUAUUUACUUUGUAAAUGUGCUGAUGGCAUGGAUCCAUCUUAUUGACCUCAGCAUCCUUUUUUUAAAGAUUUUUGGGUUUUGUUUCAAAUAUUAAGUUAUUUUGAAUUGUGGUUGAAGCAAUAGGAAAUUGAAAUAUGGAUUGUGCAUGACUGUGUCUUGAGUGUAAAAAUAUUGCAGUUUGAAACUUGGACCUAAAGUAUUGCAAAUAAAAGUUGUAAAUUCCAA